Messenger RNA from Grosmannia clavigera kw1407, 2397 nucleotides. RefSeq names its product protein methyltransferase. The transcript has 5 exons. NCBI's taxonomy places the organism in Eukaryota, Fungi, Ascomycota, Sordariomycetes, Ophiostomatales, Ophiostomataceae. The coding region runs from base 1 to 2397 and encodes 798 amino acids. Gene Ontology annotation, biological process: peptidyl-arginine N-methylation; regulation of DNA-templated transcription. Gene Ontology annotation, cellular component: cytosol; nucleus. The record is from RefSeq and is a predicted model, not a curated record.
AUGACGUCUAGCUACCAGUGGCCUACCUUCUUCAUCGGACAGCAUGACGCUGGAAGGCAGGAACCCCUUGACGACAAGCAGUAUGGCUAUCUUCUAGACGCUGGGUUUUCCUUUGCCACGGCACCCAUCACAAACAGUCAUUUCCACGACCGCGUCCGCAAGCUCCACAAGAGCUACCUUGAUGAUGUCAAGGCCCGCAACCUGACGGAUGCGGAGCGGGCAAACCCAUCGUUCCCAGGCCCCACAAUCUCUACGCUGACUGACGAUGACACCGGCCUGUUCCCAGGUCGCUACAUCACGUCUGUCAUUGCUUGCUCCAGUGCAUGGAUCGACCUGUACUCGGACGACCCUCUGGUGGCCAACCUGUCCCGCCAGGUCCUCAACCUGGAGGUUGCCUAUGCUAGUUUCUGCGGUGUCAGGAGCAUUAUCGUACCCGGCCCACGGGCCGACAGCAGUGGCAAGCACGUGGCUCAGUAUGCACGCGCAAUCCAGGAAGCCCUCCAAGUAGCCAAUCGGGCCUCUCUGGUCAUCCAGGUGCCCAUGUACCGCGAGCCCGGCCUGGAGGAGAGCAUCGAGACCCUUUCGGGACCUGGUGCCUACCCAGAGGCAACAGCAGACCAGGAGAUUGACAUCUACGGCUGCUGGGAUUCGUGGCACACCAUUCGGACCGUCUGCGACUACAACUCGCGCCUGUCGGUUGCCAUCCGUAUUCCCCGGAGAUUGCCCGAGAUCGAGCUGCAGUCGCGCUGGUUUGCCGAGCCGCUGCAGAUCCUCACCUUUGACGCGGCCAUCUUCCAGCUGAACGCCUCUGGAUUUCCCAGCCUCGGCAAGAGCCACAAGGAGAUGCUCAACCGGUACAUGCGGCUGAAGAUGGCACCUUGGAUGCUUGUCAGCAACGGCGGGCCAGACGUCAAGGAGCUCGCAGCAGCAGCUAGCAGCAACGGCAGCAACGGCAUCACCCUGUCGCCCAACGCGGCCGAGUUUCUCACGCUAGCUGAGGCCCGCGGCUCGCCGGCAGCCAAGCAGAAGAAGCAGGGCAGCAACGAUUACCUCUCCUACCUCAAGUACCUCGAACGGUCGCAGGAGCCGUACUCGGAGACCGAGACGUCUACACUGACCAGCUUCCAGGACUGGCUUCAGUCGCCGCUUCAGCCACUGGCUGACAAUCUCGAGUCGGCCACAUACGAGGUCUUUGAGGGCGACCCGGUUAAGUACGUGCAGUACGAGAAGGCCAUAACUGCCGCCAUGGCUGACUGGAAGGCGCUGAAGCGGCCGACUUCGGCGAUCCCGCGGCCCGGCCAGACAGAGUCAGCUACGUCGACACCAGAGCUCGUGGUGGCCGUCGCAGGAGCCGGCCGAGGCCCGCUGGUGACGCGGGUGAUCCGGGCUAGCCAGGCCACGGGCGUUCCGGUGCAGCUGUGGGCGCUGGAGAAGAAUCAGAACGCGUACGUUUACCUGCUGCGGAUGAACAAGCAGGUCUGGGGUGGCAAGGUGCACCUGAUCAAGACGGACAUGCGUGAAUGGGCCGGACCGGUAGCCGAGGGCCACGAGGCCACAGGCACGACGACCAAGGUGGACAUUCUGGUGUCGGAGUUGCUGGGCUCAUUUGGCGACAACGAGCUGUCGCCCGAGUGCAUCGACGGCAUCCAGCGGCACAUUGCACGGCCACACGGCAUUUCGAUCCCGCAGUCGUACACGGCACACCUGAGCCCGAUCUCGUAUCCGCGCGUCUAUGCGGACUUGGCGAACCGCUCGGUCGCAGACGAGAACGCCUUUGAGACCCCCUGGGUCGUCCACCUGUUUGCCAUCGACCUGGUGUCGCAAAAGGUUCCGGGCCGCCCACGCUUCCAGGAGGCCUGGGAGUUUGUCCACCCAGUGCGGCUGCCGGUCGUCGAAGACUGGGAGGCUGCACAUGGCCGCAAGAAGGUCCAAACUGGCGGUGGCGGUGCCAUGACCCUCUCGGCAGGCCUCAACGAGCACAACGCCCGCCACUGCCACCUGACGUUUGUUUGUCGCCCGCGUGGCGUCAUUCACGGUCUGGCCGGCUACUUUGAGUCGGUGCUGUACCAGCCGGCAGCCCAGGACGGUGGCCCAGCUCCAGUACCCAUCGAGAUCAGCACGCGGCCAGACCGCAUCGACCAGAAGAGCAAGGACAUGAUUUCGUGGUUUCCCAUAUUUUUUCCGCUCAAGAAACCAAUGUACUUUCCCCAAGACGCCGAGAUCGAGGCCAGCAUGUGGCGCCAGACAGACGACACCAAAGUAUGGUACGAGUGGUUGGUGGAGGCUUAUGUUUGGGUUGGACCGACGACACGGGUCAAGGUGGCCACGUCAGAGCUCCAGAGCAGCAGGAAGGUUGCCUUCCCGCUGUCCGUGUUUAGUGCCAUGAUGUUCGCCUAA